Messenger RNA from Penaeus vannamei (Pacific white shrimp), 792 nucleotides. The record is from RefSeq and is a predicted model, not a curated record. NCBI's taxonomy places the organism in Eukaryota, Metazoa, Arthropoda, Malacostraca, Decapoda, Penaeidae.
AUGCGUAUGCAAUGUGACAGCAAGACGGCCCGAGGCGGACGCGAGGAAACCCAAAGAGACUCAACUCUUAUCCGUCGCGUUCCAGGAGGCGGCGGAGGCGUCCACGGGGGAGGCGGAGGCGGCAGCUACGGCAGCGGCGGAGGAGGCGGAGCGAAGGGAGGCCACGGCGGCGGGAGCUUUGCAGGCGCUGGAGGUUACGGCAGCACAGGCUCUGGAGGCCAUGGAGGCGGAGGCACAGGGGGGUACGGGGGCGGCAGUGGAGGCGGUGGGUACGGAGCUGGAGUAACAAGUGGAGGCUUUGGAGGAGGUGGAUACGGAGGCGGUAGCGUCGGAGGCUUUGGAGGCCAUACAGGCGGAGGGGCAGGUGGAUACGGAGGCAGCAGCGGAGGCGGUGGAUAUGGAUUCUCAAGUGGAGGAGGAGGUGGAUACGGAGGCAGCGGUGGAGGUGGAUACGGAGGCAGCAGCGGAGUUGGAGGCAUCGGAAGUGGAGGAUACGGAUUCUCAAGUGGAGGAGGAGGUGGACACGGAGGCCACGGCGGAGGAGGUUACACAGUCACGACCAUCUACCGAGGGAGCACUGGAGGUGGCUUUGGAGGCGGAGCUGCGAGCGGACACGGAGGAGGAGGUGGAUACGGCGGAGGCAGUGGAGGUGGAAUCCAUGUUGUGAGAGGUUUGAUUUUGUUGCAGCCACUUAGUGAUAAAAUGGGGUUCCUCAGGGUAAUGUUCUUGGCCCUUUGCACUUCACUUUAUAUAGAGGCGAUAUGUGGCCCGGCAUUACUAAUAAGAUAUUGA